AUGAAAGCGAGUUUGACGAUAAAUCUGUUUCAUUGCGGGAGUGGUAACGAGUGGUGUACUAGCAGCAGCUGUAGAAGCGGUGGAAGAAGCAGUAGCAACGACAAUCUUCCUGGAAGAAAUACAAAUGACACUAGUAACAGUAAGAAAAACGGAUAUGACAAUGGUUGUUUCAGUGAGAAAGAGAAAGCGGGAAAUAGAGAGAUAGAAGCCACCAAGACUCUCGUGGAGAGCGGGGCACUGAAAGAUAUGCGGACUUUUGUGCGAACAGCUGAACCGGAAGUUGUGAGAACAAGUGGAGUGCAACGUGCUCCGCCUAAUCGCUCGGCGGGAAGAUUCAAACAGCAGACAACUAAUUUGAUACUUCUCCGAUUGUUAUCUACAGAAAUCGUCGCUGGAGCAACAGCGCAAGAAAGAAGUGUGAAAAAUUCGUUAAGUUGUGUCGCACGUGUACGAAACCGAGUGGUGUGGAACGCAUGA
Molecule: messenger RNA, 477 nt
Organism: Heterotrigona itama
Lineage: Eukaryota; Metazoa; Arthropoda; Insecta; Hymenoptera; Apidae
Source: the annotation of a GenBank genome assembly